Penicillium egyptiacum is the source of this 993-nucleotide messenger RNA. The record is from the annotation of a GenBank genome assembly. Lineage: Eukaryota; Fungi; Ascomycota; Eurotiomycetes; Eurotiales; Aspergillaceae.
AUGAGUCAAAUCCUUUUUAAGGCUCCAACAGUGUUGAGCCGCCAUUGUCAGAUACGAUCUCUAUCGAGCCGACUCCGAAAGCUUGCAAGCCAUCCGACGUCCAUCCGUCCAUCCAGAGAUGAGGUCAAGCAUGAACGCCUUUCUGAUCAGAAUCUAGAGGUUGCAAUACGUAGCCUCCAUUGGGAUGGGCUUGUGGUUAUUGAAAAUGUUAUCCCUCAUGACUGCCUCGACCGACUCAACGAAAAGAUGGUCGAAGAUGCCUACUAUCUUCAGUCCAAGAAAGGAGACAGUCCAUUCAACUACAACCCCGGAAAUAUCCAACAAGAUGCUCCUCCGGUAAGGGAGUACUUCGAGCCCAGUAUUUUCAUGAAUUCCAUCGCCACUCAAAUCACCUCAUCAGCACUAGGACCUCGUCCAAAAUGGACGUUUUGCUCGGGAAAUACUGCAAUGCCUCCAACUGCAGAGAACCCUCCCAAGUCCCAGCCUGUCCAUUCAGACGCAGACUUUGCUCACCCGACUCACCCUUUUGCACAUGUGAUAAAUGUUCCGCUCAUAACCAUGACCCCAGAGAAUGGCUCUACCGAGGUAUGGCUGGGAACACACAUUGGCUCGGGCCUACAUGUUCAAGAAGGGGAGCACGGUGAGCGUGCUAGCGGCCGCAUCAAGCUCGAUGAGCUAGAAAAGCGUCGUCUAGAACGCCCGCCAUGCCAACCCGUAGUUCCAAAGGGCUCUCUGGUCAUUAGAGACCUUUGCCUUUGGCAUGCUGGAGUUGGCAAUCAGACCGAGGAUCCUCGAGUCAUGUUGGCAAUGAUCCACUUUGCUCCGUGGUACAGGAACUCUAUGAAACUCGAGCUUGCGGAUGACCUGAAGCCUGUCAUUGAGGGCCAGGCCGAGCUGGAGGUUCUCGUGGACUGGGUGAGCAAGUCAGAAGCACUUUCGAGGUAUCUGAACCGUGGGUUUGGAAAUGCGUACGAUUUCAAUCAGCACCCUUAA